AUGUCAAUUUUGAACUCUCAAUUUUCUAGCAUUCUAGGAAUCUCGUAUGGCCCCAAUCUGAUUCACGUAACAAAUUUAGACAGAAGUAGUAAGUUUACGAGUGCCUCUCCUCGUUUCUCUCAUCUCAACAAUGCCACACUCUCUAACUCUCCCAAACAAAAAAUCAUUCCCCAAAUCCAAAACCAAUUCCCUAAAAAUGCAGAUCAUCAUCAUCAAAAACAAGACCGCAAUUGUAUAGCCACAAAUCGGAAUCCCAUCUCCACCGGGGCAAUGGCAACAGGCGUGGCCGAACCCUUGCCGCCGUCGACCUCCACCGCACCGACCUACUCCUACCCUCCCGUCAUCAUCAUCCUCACCAUCGUCCUCCUCAUCUUCUUCUUCGCGGGAUUCUUCUCCAUCUACUUCUGCCGCUGCUUCAUGCAGAACCUCCUCUGCACGUGGCACCUCCGCCGCAGCACCACGGCGGCCCCCUCGGGCGGGGCUGCAGGCGCCGCCCCGGGGGGCGCCGGGCUGGACCCGUCGAUCGUGGAGUCGUUCCCGACGUUCACGUACUCGACGGUGAAGGACUACACGAAGGAGAGGUACGGCGUGGAGUGCGCCAUCUGCCUGGUGGAAUUCCGGAGCAGCGACGUCCUCCGCCUCCUCACCGCCUGCUGCCACGUGUUCCACCGUGAGUGCAUCGACCUUUGGCUCGAGUCGCACAAGACGUGCCCGGUAUGCCGCCGGGACCUCAACUCGCCGCUGCAGUCACCGGUCAAGUCGCCGAGGGUGUCGGUCAACGAGGAGGACGAGGGGACCCGCCAAGAAGUAGACAGCUGCAGCGUCACCAUCAAAGAAGAAGACGAGGAGGGGAGGAAUCAGGAGGAGGGCGGUGAGAUGGAGACGGAGAGGGAGAAGUUCUCGAGAUCGCACUCGACGGGACACUCGAUAAAGAGGAAUAGGGAAGGGGAGGAGAAGUAUACGCUGAUAUUGCCGGAGGAGGUGAAGUCGAGCAUCAUAAGUAGGCAUAACUCGAGCAAGAGUUGGACGAGUUUCGGUGAUUUUAAACGUAAUAAUAAUAAGAGUGCUGACAAUCACGAGAGAGUAGCCGAGGCCGAGUCUUCUGGGGUGCCUGCUGAAUCAGACCACAUAGUAUAGCCAAUUUUCAUCGUUUUUCAUUUUGGUGUUAGGU
This is a messenger RNA of Salvia hispanica, 1171 nucleotides long. Its product is annotated as RING/U-box superfamily protein. Lineage: Eukaryota; Viridiplantae; Streptophyta; Magnoliopsida; Lamiales; Lamiaceae. The record is from RefSeq and is a predicted model, not a curated record.